This is a messenger RNA of Trichoderma virens Gv29-8, 1896 nucleotides long. RefSeq lists its product as uncharacterized. NCBI's taxonomy places the organism in Eukaryota, Fungi, Ascomycota, Sordariomycetes, Hypocreales, Hypocreaceae. Bases 1 to 1896 code for a protein of 631 amino acids. The transcript has a single exon. The record is from RefSeq and is a predicted model, not a curated record.
AUGGCGGAAUCUGAGGCUUUGCAAAAUCCCUUUGACGAUCUCGUUGCAGAGUUGAGCGAUCUAAAUCUUGACUCGGGAAAACAGGACUUACUCUCGCACACGUCAAAUGAAUAUGAAAACGAUGGCCCGCGACCGGCCGAUUCAGUUCGAAAGACUGGAGAUCCACUAGAAACUGUGUCAAAAUGCCCCGGGGGGGUGGCCAUCAAGUACUCUCUGAACUGGUAUUACCUCCCAAAUGUGUUCGACGACACGGCAGAUUAUUUGAUAUGCACCAGAUGUCAUGCCGACCAUAUCAAAGGAACCGCCCUUGAAGCUCAGUUCAAACAGAUAGAGUGGCCCGAUGGCGAAGUUGCCGUCUGCGGGUUUCGGUUUCCUCGUAUCAAAGAGGUUCUCUGGCCCGAAGCUAUUCGGACAAACAACUUGAAUGCUCUGCGUGAAUAUAUGACCAGACGUCUGCAGUUCAAGCCCUGUCCCGGGCUGACUAUGACAAAGGCCGCCGAGGGCAGAGUCCUCUAUGGCAUGAUGGACAAUGAUAUUGAGGGAUUUGUCGCAUGUGAGGCCUGUUACGAGGAUUACAUUGUUGGGACUAGCUUUGAGCCCAAGUUUGGUACUUAUCCCGAAGGAGUCUCGACAUUCAGUUGCGAUUUGAGCAUCUCAUACAUUGCGGGCUCUGUUGCUCCCAUGUCCAAGCACAAUAACUGGAACGGCUUUAUAAAUACCGCUAGCCGACGUUUUCAACUUCCGGCAUGCAAAGGGGAGCAGAUACGAACUGAUGCCGGUGAAUGGUAUCUAUCAAAGAACCACGCUAUUGAGAAUUUCCAGGUUUGCGAGACGUGCUAUUUAGACAAGCUGGCACUUACUCCUUUCAAACGAGAGUUCCAAUGCAUCGAUAACGACUUCGAUCCGGAGCUGUGGAGUUGUGGACUGGCGGAUAGGAACCUGUCAACACUAAUGGCAUUAGGGGAAGCCGAGGACAGACGCGACUUUGAAGUGUUUGUAAAGGCGGCGCGGGUCAUCUGUAGUCUCGUCCCUUGCACAUCAGAUGGCAUCCUCUACGGCAACUGGUGGACUCUGAAGGGUGGUUGCGAAAAGUUCAAUAUAUGCGAGGCAUGCUAUGCAGGGUUUAUCCAGGCAAAGGGCCUGGAUAGUUUCUUCCAGCCGUCAGAUCGAGAUACUUCCAGUGCCUACGUGUGCGACUUUUGCCCUUCGACCCCGCGCUUUGGCCAGUAUAUUGUCCAGUUUGCGGAGAUGCUUGACCGAGGAGUGUUUUCUUACUUUUCAGAUUUCGUCACGACCUUUGCGGGAGUGCCUGCGUGUCCUAAGAUCAAGGGAUACAGCAAAAAGAGGUGGUGGGGAUACCCGGAAGCUCAAUUCUGUCAGGAAUGCUACCUUGACUUUGUAGCACACACGCCAUUAGGGAAUUCGCUUCCUCUGAAUGGAAGGUACAUUGAUGAGACUACGCUCUGCCAGAUAUGGUCGCCGCGAUUGCGUGAGAUGUGGCUCGAGGUUUGCAGUGCCGGCGAGCCAGGCUCUAAAGAAUCAGACGCCGCCCUAGAGCAGUUCAGGACAUUUUGUGUGCAGAGGGUCCAGAUUUACCUAAAAACAGUUUCGCAGAUUGAAGUGAUUCGUACCAUGCAGAAUAUCAAGAAGCAGACCGCCUUCAACAGCGCGUUACUCAGUAUCCAGUACAGCGGCAUGGAUGCAAGGUCGAGUAUAUUCGGUAAUACAGAUGGGCACAAAUAUGGGAAUAGCAGCAUUGGGUGGUUCAACACGAGUUAUGGCGCUCAGUCACGGGAAUAUUUCAAUGAAUUUACGAAUGGGCUCUCGGAUUCGAAUAGACCUGAGGACUGGAUGCGUAUCGCACAGUUAGAGUCUAUUUGGAAGCAGGUGGAAUAG